This is a messenger RNA of Tupaia belangeri chinensis (Chinese tree shrew), 548 nucleotides long. RefSeq names its product sentan, cilia apical structure protein (gene SNTN). The coding region runs from base 1 to 444 and encodes 147 amino acids. Gene Ontology annotation, molecular function: protein binding; transition metal ion binding. The record is from RefSeq and is a predicted model, not a curated record. Lineage: Eukaryota; Metazoa; Chordata; Mammalia; Scandentia; Tupaiidae. The transcript has 3 exons.
AUGGGCAGCUGUGUGCACAGAACCCAGGACCAAGUGCUCUACUCUGAAGGGGAGUCCCAUCUUCCUGCAGCCCCAACAUCCACUGUAGCACCUACAAAAAUGCCCAAAAGGUCAGACAUUUCGUUGCAUGUGUUUUCCCUCACAGCUCUGGGAAAGGGCUCAGAUCUGGAAAAAGCCAUCGCUACUGCUGCUCUGAUUUUCCGAAAUUCUUCUGACCCUGAUGGUAAACUUGGAAAAGCUACUGCCAAAAAUCUGCUGCAAACCCAAUUUAGGAAUUUCACAGAGGGACAAGAAACCAAGCCAAAAUACAGAGAUAUCCUUUCUGAACUCGAUGAGCACAUGGAAAAUAAGCUCGAUUUUGAGGAUUUCAUGAUCUUGCUCUUAAGCAUCACCAUCUUGUCAGAUCUGCUACAAAAUAUAUGGAGUGUAAAAAUUAUGAAAUAGUUUUUAAUGUGUAGUUAGAUAAAACAUCAGCAAAAUACUUUUCCAUCUAUAAUUGACUGGACACACUGAACAUACAUCUGGGAUUGUCUAGAAUAGUUUUGAUU